Messenger RNA from Anguilla rostrata (American eel), 3009 nucleotides. It is a transcript of the gene naglu, whose product is annotated as N-acetylglucosaminidase, alpha. NCBI's taxonomy places the organism in Eukaryota, Metazoa, Chordata, Actinopteri, Anguilliformes, Anguillidae. Bases 32 to 2359 code for a protein of 775 amino acids. The transcript is spliced from 6 exons. The record is from RefSeq and is a predicted model, not a curated record.
GCUUCCUGUUCACUUUAAGAAAUAAAAAUGAAUGUGUUGCAUCGUCUUGCUCGGAUGCACAGGCUGUUUGCCGCAAAUGACUCUUUUCAAAAUGACAUAUAACUUACAGCAUUACAGUCUCUCGAUUAGCCUACUCGUGAUAUUCGCGGUAACGUUUUCUGUAGAUGGCGAGUUUCUGUCUCUGGAUCAUUUGAAACCUCAAGCAAGCGACAAAAUUCAGACAAGAGCGGUAGCCGACCUUCUGAAGCGGCUUAUAGGGAACAGAGCUCGAGAGUUCAAAGUGUUAGUCGACAGAACUUUGGCCAAUGGCAGCGUUGACGUAUGCGAACUCCGGUCAGCUAGUAACAACAGAAUCGCCGCGACAGGAAGCACGGGGGUAGCACUGGCUACCGGAAUAUACAACUAUCUAAAGUAUUUCUGCAACUGUCAUGUGUCUUGGUCAGGUAGCCAGCUGAAUAUUCCGCAACCACUGCCCGCCGUCACUGGGGUUCUGAGAAUCAGUACCCAACACAGGUUCAGGUAUUACCAGAAUGUGUGCACUCAGAGCUACUCCACAGUGUGGUGGGACUGGCCACGCUGGGAACAGGAGAUUGACUGGAUGGCCCUCAAUGGAAUCAACCUGCCCUUGGCAUUUAAUGGGCAGGAGGCCCUGUGGCAAGAGGUGUACCUCUCCCUUGGCUUGAAUCAGACGGACCUUGACAACUUCUUCACAGGCCCCGCCUUCCUGGCUUGGAACCGAAUGGGUAACCUGUUCCAGUGGGGAGGACCACUGCCUCAAUCCUGGCAUACCAAGCAGCUGUACCUCCAAUACAAAAUCUUGGGUCGAAUGAGAGCAUUGGGAAUGAUGCCAGUCUUGCCUGCCUUUUCGGGGAACGUGCCUCAAGCCAUUACCAGGCUGUUUCCUCAAGCAAAUGUGACCAAGCUGAACCCAUGGAGCCACUUUAACUGUAGCUACUCCUGUGCUUAUGUUCUGGACCCUCGUGACCCCCUCUUCCAGCGUAUUGGUGGUCUGUUCAUGUCCGAGCUAGUAAAGCUGUUCGGGACGGACCACAUCUACAACACUGACACCUUUAACGAGAUGACACCCGCUUCUCCAGAUCCGGCCUAUCUGUCCGCAGUCAGCAGCUCUGUGUAUUCUGCCAUGACAUCAGUUGACCCCCAGGCAAUUUGGCUGAUGCAGGGCUGGCUGUUUGUUCAUGAUGUGGUCUUCUGGAAGCCAGCCCAGAUCAAGGCCCUACUACAUGGUGUGCCCAUUGGCAGAAUGAUAGUGCUGGACUUGUUUGCAGAGACCGCACCGGCCUUCUCCUCCACCCAGUCGUUCUAUGGCCAGCCUUUCAUAUGGUGCAUGCUGCACAACUUUGGGGGCAACAGUGGGCUCUUUGGCACAGUGGAGAGCAUUAACAUGGGACCCUUUGAGGCUCUUCAGUACCCCAACUCCACUCUGGUGGGGCUGGGCAUGGCCCCAGAGGGCAUAGAGCAGAACCCUGUGGUGUACGAACUAAUGAGCGAGCUCGCCUGGCGCAAGGAGCCUGUUAAUUUGGGGAAGUGGGUCUCCCUUUAUGCUGCCAGGCGCUAUGGUAACACCACUGAGAACCUGGCCACAGCCUGGAAGCUUCUGUUUCGAAGUGUGUACAACUGUACUGUGCCACACUAUAAGAACCACAACCACAGCCCCCUGGUGCACAGGCCAUCCUUACGCAUGUCAACUGAUGUGUGGUAUGACCCCAGGGACCUGUAUGAGGCCUGGAGGCUCCUGUAUGAGGUCGCCCAGCCCCUCGUGUCUGUGGAGACCUUCAGGCAUGACCUGGUUGACGUCACACGACAGGCCUUGCAGCUGCUGACCGCCGAGUUCUACAGAGAAAUUAGGGACGCCUUCCAAAGCCAGAAGUUGCCAGAGCUGUUGACGGCCGGCGGGGUGCUGGUGUAUGACCUCCUGCCCGAGCUGGACCAGCUCCUGUCCAGCGAGAGCCACUUCCUUCUGGGGGUCUGGCUGGAGCGAGCGCACUCGCUGGCACUGAGUGAGCAGGAGCUGCAGCAGUACGACUUCAAUGCCAGGAACCAGAUCACAUUGUGGGGCCCAGAGGGGAACAUUCUGGAUUAUGCCAGCAAGGAGUGGGGCGGACUGAUGGAGGACUAUUACUCCCAGCGCUGGAGCCUGUUUGUCAACACCUUGGUAGAGUGCCUGGAUAGGGGCUGGCCUUUUAAGCAGGAGACAUUCAACAAAGCUGUCUUCCAGGUGGAGAAAGGUUUCGUUUUCAACCAGAGGAAAUACCCGUCCAAACCGCAUGGAGACACCUACGAUAUUGUCAACAGAAUCUUCUUGAAAUAUUACCCACAAGCCUUGAAAAGACUGAACUGACUUUUUUUGUCAGUCAAGUAAAGACUGUUCUCUACUGCAGCACAAAGAAUGUCUCUGCGUCUGUCUUCCCUGCUAGAUGAACAAGGAUAGGAAUCGGUGUUUAGCAGAUGCUGAGAAAGACAGUGCAGUAGGGAUGUUUUAUUCUUUUUUUGUGGGGAAAAAUGGAUGCUAAGAUGGGAUGAAUGUUGUUGUGGCUUCUCUGUUAGUCACAUACUAUGUCCUGAGAGCAGUGACACAGUGAGACAACUUCAUAUACAGUAAAACCUCAGAGAUAUGAACCUUGAGAGUUAUGGACCAACCAGUCAGUGGAACAGAGUAUGAACCUGGAGAUAGAAGGUGCAAUUAUGCCUUUUCAAGCUCUUUUUUUAUAGAUUCUUUUUUUUUAUUAUGACUGAUCCAAAAAGCAGUAAAUGGAAAUAUGUCAAUGUUUAAAUUGAUUUUAAAAGUGGUAGUACACCUUGCAUUUUAUCUUUGCGUGGUGUGUUUCUGAUGGAAUGAAAUGAAAACAAUGGCAUUUAAGUAGCCUAUGGUUUUUUGGUGCAUUGUUUGACAAGAUGGUGGAUGUGCUUAUUCAUUAACUGUGCUUGAAGCAGUGUAAGGGCUAAUAUAAUACUUUUUGUUACUUACAAGUUGACUCUUCCAAUCAGUUU